Diutina rugosa is the source of this 855-nucleotide messenger RNA. RefSeq lists its product as uncharacterized. The transcript has a single exon. NCBI's taxonomy places the organism in Eukaryota, Fungi, Ascomycota, Pichiomycetes, Serinales, Debaryomycetaceae. The record is from RefSeq and is a predicted model, not a curated record. Bases 1 to 855 code for a protein of 284 amino acids.
AUGGAAGGACGACUCAUUAAGUACACGCUGUUCCUCACUGCGUUCGAAUACGGCACUAACCAAGCCCCCAAUGUCAUCGUGUGGGUCGGAGGACUUGGCGACGGCUUAGGUUCGUUGCCCUACCUCGCUCCGUUGUCCCAAUCGCUCCCUGAAUCGUGGUCGGUGAUCCAGCCCCUUAUAAAGAGUCUGUACCAAGGAUGGGCUCAGCUGAGCUUGGAACAGGAUUUGAAGGAUUUGAAACGGCUUGUCCACUACUUAAAACACGAGGAAAACCGCAGCAAAGUGGUAUUGGCAGGCCACUCUACGGGGUCGCAAGAUGUAUUGGCCUAUUUGAUAAAUGCCGACGCCGACGAGCCUAUUGACGGUGGCAUUUUACAAGGAGGGGUACUGGACGUUGAAGCGAUGGCGCUGUUUGCGGAAUUGACCCACACAGACCUCCAGAAUUUGGUUAAAGAAGUGGAGUCUACUUACCCCAAUUUGCUGACGAAAGAAGUGUUGCCGCCUAAAUUUACUAAGAUCGCCUUCAGCACUCCUAUUAGCAGUGCUCGCUUCGUCAGUAUUGCCAAGGAGAGAGGCACCGAGGACUUCUUCAGUACUUAUCUCACCGCCGAAGACCACGCCAAAACCUUUGGUAAAGUGAAGAAACCAUUGCUUGUGUUAUACGGGGAACAAGAUGAGUAUGUCGAUGAGAAGAUUGAUAAGAAUCAGGUGUUGGGCCAGUUUCAACAGGCCACUGACCCUCAAUACUGGUCGCCGUUGUCUCAUGUAGUGCCUGGAGCAUCGCACAAAGUGGAGCUGGAACUGGCGCAAAAGGACUUGAUCGACACCGUAAUCAAAUUCGUCAAGAAGCUUUGA